GGCAAAAUCAAAUCUCAAACUGCACCGUCGCAGAAUUAUCAUUUUCUCUCUAGUUUCGUAGAACCGCUCUGACUCUGUCAAAGACCUCUUUUGCUGAGUCGUAGUAGUCGUAGUCGCGGAAAUCUGCAGAGGAACCUCCAUAGGAGUAGAGGUAACAUAACUUAGAACACUCCCGGUUUGGUUUCUCGUUUCUCGUUGAACACCCUCGUUCGAACGUAGUUUGGAGAGGUGGUGGACUGAGUAACGGUUGUUCUGGUUAGAAGUCAAAGGUGUAUCGAUCAAAUCAACAUCGCCGACGCCGACGGUGGAUAUUUGACGGUCGUCUUGGUUUCUGUUUAAUCGAUUAAAUCAACGCCGCCGACAUUCGGCGGUGGAUAUUUGAUGAUUGUGUUGACUUUGUGUUUUGUGUUUACUUGAAAAAAGUGCGCAUUGAACACGCGAGUUUCGCCAACGAAAUAGCUGGUAAGCUAUCGUCAGAGUGAUCAACCUACAUCGAUUGCUCUCAUACUAUAAGAAAAACUUAGAUAUGGUUGGAAAAGAGAAAUCCCUUAAAAGAUGUGGUUUCUCGCUCGAACCAAAUGUAUGUUCUAUUCAGAUUCAGUUGUCGUUUUAUGAUAUAAUUUCUUCUCUAUUUCGACCGGACCGAACCGAACGAAGGGUCACCCUACCAACACCUACACUGGCCACAUCAAUAAUUCAUUUUCUCAGUUUGACUAUUCAGACGGAGCCUAUACUAAUCAAGUCCAGCCACGUUGCACCACCAGUUCCAGCAGGUCUCCUCCACUACAGUACAGAGUACACCACCGCUCAAUGAUCAAUCCCAAUCCAAGCAUUAGAAAACGAGGAUUGCAUUUCUUUGGGGGAAAAAACAAGGAAAUUUGGCGGAAGAAGCUUAAUACGUAAGUCAGAAACGGGAAUGGAAUUGCUGUGGGUUGGUUUCACGGGAAAAGGAGAAAGUGGGAUUGGCAAACGGUUUGUCCUACUCAUUUCCCUUCCCUUUAUCAAAACGCAAAGAAUUAUUGAUUUCCUCCUUUUGUAAAUUGGGAUAGAUCAUAGAUGUUUUGUGUUUGUACGGCAAAGAAGUUUGUGGAUUCCAGAAAGCACGAAGGAGUGGAGGAGUGCAGACAAACACUAGACUAGGCCACAGGAAGAAGACUUCCUCCGUUCCUCGCCCCCCUUGCUUUUUGUACUGUGUCUUGUCGGUCUUUAGCUACCUGCGUUUGCUGGGUCGUCUCCUCUUUCGCCAUUUGAGGUCCAAAGGACGAGCUUGGCUCUCUCCUACUUUCUUCCUUUUCUCCUUCAAGAAGGGUUUUGCUUUCUCACUGAAUUCCGCGGUAAAGUUGAAUCAUUUUUUAGGGAGCUUCAUGGGUUUCCUUUUUUAAGCUCUCUCUUGAUUGUGUAGUUGAAUUCUGGUUUCUGAUAGGAGGUUUCUUCAGCGUUUUUGUCGUUUAUGUAGGAAGGAGAAAGGGAAAUCUUGCUCUUCUGAUUCAGGAGUUGAAUUACUGCCUGUGAAUUUAGUAUAGGAAACAUAAACAAGUUGAAUUGUGAUCGAGGGUUUAGGAUUUAAGCUCUUCCUGUUGCAUAUUUCCGAGUACCCGAUCAUUGUUUGUUGUUAUCAGUUGUUCGUAUCAUUGAUCUGAUGACUGUUGAGAUCGAACUUAUAGUAUGAUAUUUGGAUGAGUGGUUCCUGGAAGCAGCAUCCAACAUGUGGGUUUCCUCCCAGUGAUUCUUUGGCCAAACUGGGAUCUUGCUCUAGUUUAUAUUCUUUACACAGAUGGGACAUUUUUGCUUCUCAGGUUAGGUUUUUUGAUUAUAACGUGUUGAUGCCAAAUGGAACUUUGUUGUUUGUAGGCUGAGGUGCUAGACCUACCAUCGGCAAGAAAAUUGGUAACUGUGCUCUUCUUGCCCACGAAGAGAUGGGAUCCGAAGGACCAAAGGCUGUAGUGAUUCAUGUAACUGGAUUUAAGAAAUUUCAAGGGGUUGCCCUGAAUCCCACGGAGACUAUAGUGAAUAAGCUCAAGGAUUAUGUGGCAAAGCGAGGGUUGCCCGCUGGCGUUACCCUAGGGAGCUGCACCGUUCUUGAAACUGCUGGAGAUGGAGCUCGUGACAUGCUCUACCAGACCCUAGAAUCGAGCACUGCAACUAAUACUAUGAAUGCUGAAAAGAAUGAGCCAGUUGUUGUUUGGCUUCACUUGGGAGUGAACAGUGGUGCAAUGAAAUUCGCCAUUGAGCGACAGGCAGUGAACGAAGCCACAUUUCGAUGUCCAGAUGAGAUGGGAUGGCAACCUCAGAACUGCCCCAUCAUCCUGGAAGAUGGAGGAACUACCUCUGCAAGAGAGACUUGUUGCUCCAUUGAUGAAAUCCUGAAGUUGUUGAAGAAGAAGGGCUUCGACGUGACGAUAUCGGACGAUGCUGGCCGAUUUGUGUGCAACUACGUGUACUACCACUCCCUGCGGUAUGCCCAGCAGAAGGGCCACAGAUCCCUUUUUGUUCAUGUCCCACUUUUCUCGAGAAUUGAUGAGGAAACCCAGAUGCAAUUCGUGGCCUCUGUUGUCGAGGCUAUUGGAUCAACAUGUUAAUAAUAUGCCUAUCCCAUUGGAAAAGCUAACUCUAAUCGUUUCCCGAAGCUUGUAUGGGUUGUUGUUGUACUAUGUCAUAUUGAGGUGCCAAGCAAAAUCGGUUUUGUUGCCUCACCAUCGUAAUAAUAAAAAGCAAAAGAUAGCUGGUUUCCAUUGUUAAAGCUCCCCUCUUUCUUGUGAUUUCUCGUCUGAAUCCAGAACCACUCUCUCUCUCUGUGUAUAACAAGAAAGCUGAUAGCUUGAU
Linum trigynum is the source of this 2823-nucleotide messenger RNA. The record is from the annotation of a GenBank genome assembly. NCBI's taxonomy places the organism in Eukaryota, Viridiplantae, Streptophyta, Magnoliopsida, Malpighiales, Linaceae.